Molecule: messenger RNA, 213 nt
Organism: Entrophospora sp. SA101
Lineage: Eukaryota; Fungi; Glomeromycota; Glomeromycetes; Entrophosporales; Entrophosporaceae
Source: the annotation of a GenBank genome assembly
AUGAUAGGAGCAUAUACUAAAGCUGCAAAGUUGUCACAACCAAUAACUCAUUUUUUUUCUAUUGAAUCUAAAGAUGAAGAAAAUACAGUGAGUGAAUUGAAUAAUUCAGAAGGAGAGAAUGACUCAGAACAUGAAGGAAGUGAUUUUGAAGUUGAAAAUGCUAAUUCACUUGAACCUAAAUUAACUGAUCUUAAAAAUAUACAAUGGGUAUAA